AUGGGCAUCCUCUACGUGGCGGCGAGCUACGCCGUCUUCUACUACUUCGGUGAGCUUCUCAUGCGCCUUGUCGUGGUGCAACCGCUGAGCGACGCCAACGCGGUGCGGUGGUGCUUCGCCAGCACCUUUGCACUGUCGCUGUCGCUGUUCAGCGCGGUCUUCGUAGACAUGGCAGAGGCGUCGCUGCUGCUCCCAUCUGCGGCCGCCUCCUCUGCGGCGGCCGCUGAGGGCGGUGCGGGCGGCAACUGGGCGUCGUGGCUGCCGAUAGCGUCACUGCUGGUCCAUCCGCUCAUGCGGGUUAGCGCGCGGUCUUUUACGUGGCUGCUGCUGCUCUUGCUGAGCAUGGUGCUUGUCGCCUGCCCCGCCGUCUUCGCCAUCUCACUUCUGAGUCACGUGGUUGUCCGUGGCAGUGUCCGCUGGACCGCUGGCAAGCGGUGCUGCAGCUCGCGGUGCUCAUCGAGAAGCGCGAGUGGCUUUGGGGGACCCAGUGCGAGUCACACGUCCAGCAGCAGAUUUGGCAGGCGGUCACGCCCCGAGUCGAACCCACUUUUCCGGCAGGACUGGGAGGACACAACGCGCUCGCGUGGAUUCUGUGACCGGCUGCGUUGGGUGCUGGUGUGCUUGCUGGUGGUGGUCGUGCUUGUCUGCGCCGGCACAUGGGCGACGCGCGUCAGUGGGCUGGACGCGCACGCGGUGCGACAGACCUCCAUCGCGACUGUGCGGCGGGUGUACACGGAAUUAAAGACCCGCACGACCAUGCUGAACGUGCCACGAGAGAUCGAACACAAGAGCACUUCCGGUAGUGGCGGUGACACGACAACCCGAUCGUCGGUGCAGGAGGCUGUUCAGAUGAGAAGCGGUGGAGAGGACAUCCCUGAGGCCGCUGCCGACCGUGUCGCCGGACCCCUUGUCGACGCGAAGGUGGAGAUGCCUUGUGGUGGCGGUGAUGCCGCUGGACAGGCGCAGUUGCCACAACAGCCGCGGCGACUAUUCCCUGUCGCUGAAGUCGUGCACGCGAUGCCGUCCGCUGCGGAGGACUUGCACGGGCUUGUGUGCGCCGUAACCUCUCGUGUCGCGACCGUUGGUGUGGCGAUGAUCGGUCUCUUGUCCGGCUACGCCGCCGUCACCUCCCCAUGCUUGUUCUUGGCGCCUUACACGUACUGGCGUGGACGCGAGGAGGAGCUGCGGAAGGCACAGCAAAACUUCCGCAAGAAGCUAUGCUACGUGCUAAACAGCUACGGUGCCGCGCAGCGCCAGAUCGCCGCCCUGCAGUACAACGUACUGCAUGAAGAGUGGUCCACACCGACCUUUGCUGCCGGUUCACCAAGUCUGCACAGCGGGCACUCGUUGUCUCCGUCAAAGCAGGGCCCGGCUCUGCACAGCGCAGGCACUGGCUAUGACCCGCUGAACCCCUACCACACCCCAUAUCCGAGCUUUGACGGCAGCGGCUACCCUGCCAAAGAGAGACUGCCGGGUGGCAGCGACUUACGGCAGUCUACCAGCCUCGGCAAUCAGCCAGCGCUGCCGCAAGCGUCACAGCACCAGGCUCAGAUCCAAAGUUCUACCGGCGCUGUGGGAUGGCUUCAGCAGAAACUCUCCAACGCCGCCCACACUGUCGCUGGCGGCGCCUCACCUGGCAGUUCUCUCUAUCCGAAGAGCCCGACUUCGGCCGUCAGCAACCCUUCCCUCUCCCGCCAGCGGGCCAUCGCGCGCAUCAGGACACUGCGCAGUGAGUCGGCGGCGUCACGCUUUCUCAGCCUGUCGAUGUACCUGCAGCUGCACGAGGUGGAGGGCAUGCUUCGUGAAGCACAGCGCGGGGCGACUUGGGUGGGUCGAUGGUACGCCGGCCUCGGGGUGGCCAUGACGCUCUACUCGGUCGUGAAGAUCGGCCUGACGGUGGCGAGUCUGUGGCUGUCCAAGGCUUCCACGCAGGACCCCGUCACGCAAGCGGUGACGGUGCUGGAGAAAACAUUCAUCUUGCGUCGACGUAACGCCGAGGGCGUCGUGUCCUUCUCCGUGACUGCCGUAGAGGUCAGCACUCACGUCAUUCUCGCGCUAGCGCUGGUGGUGAACGGGUGGAUGUUGUUGAACUCGAUCCGCGGCGUGCUCUUGGCGCUCUUCCACUUGACGAUGUCUUUCAGCGGGUCUGCCAUCAGCCGGCCCGAGACGAUUUCCGUCGGUCUCUCCAUGAUGAUCGGGGUUUACUUCAUUGGACAGCUGGUCCUGCUGCGCUCGUCCUUGCCAGGAGCCGUGGCAAGCACCCUCGGCGGGGCUCCGCCACCUGCCGGCACCGCUACACCCAACGUGCUCCUCGCCGUGCUGGGGUCUCUGCCAUACUACUACUACCAGCGGCUAAGUGACUGGUGCUUCUUGGUCGGCUGCGGCGGCGCCGUCGUCGUGCGCAGCGUUGUGCUGCGCGACACGCUGUCGUCUGUUGUGUACACUGCCAGUGGUGGUGAGGAGCAAUAUGUGGUGAGCUGA
Messenger RNA from Leishmania mexicana MHOM/GT/2001/U1103, 2481 nucleotides. RefSeq lists its product as hypothetical. Gene Ontology annotation, cellular component: membrane. Lineage: Eukaryota; Euglenozoa; Kinetoplastea; Trypanosomatida; Trypanosomatidae. The coding region runs from base 1 to 2481 and encodes 826 amino acids. The transcript has a single exon. The record is from RefSeq and is a predicted model, not a curated record.